This is a messenger RNA of Marasmius oreades (fairy-ring Marasmius), 2190 nucleotides long. RefSeq lists its product as uncharacterized. The record is from RefSeq and is a predicted model, not a curated record. Bases 1 to 2190 code for a protein of 729 amino acids. The transcript has 10 exons. NCBI's taxonomy places the organism in Eukaryota, Fungi, Basidiomycota, Agaricomycetes, Agaricales, Marasmiaceae.
AUGUCCGCAGACUUCGAUCCCGCAGCUCGUAUGGCCAAAAUCUCUUACGAAAUCCGUGAAGCCAUCCGUGCUGCUCUGCCAGCUCCUCCAGAGCAAUUCUUCACCGUGAUGGUCCCAGGGAAGGUUCUCAAUCUCAAGGAAUACAUGGGUGGCUUCGACAUCGACGGCAACGAGACCACACCCGUUCUCCCUAGUAAAACCGAACUCGCUCAGGCCAUGCUAUGCGAUGAUAUGCCGACCUACUCUACCAUUCAGCUUGGCCCCACCGGGAGAUCUGUUGCUCGUAGCUACGGAGCGGCACUUUCUAAAUUAGUACCUGCAGGCACCACCGUUGGAGUGGACACAUCUGGGAAGAAACUUAGCGACUCUCAACUGCGAUACAAGAAGGCCAUGGAAUGGCUCACUGCUGAAGACCCCAAGACGCACCAGUCCCGAGUCGAAACCUACACCAAGAAGCAGUAUGCCUAUACCAAGGUCGUCGAGGAAAAAACCAAGGCGUUCAAUACAGCACUCGAAGAGGCAAAGCGUAAUGCUGUCGAUCCGAGCAAUAUGGAAAAUGUUCGUGCCAUAUACGACAACUGGGUCAAUGAGAAUGCUCGAACGUACAGGAACUUCGUGCAAGCUGCGUAUAUGGACUGGGUUAUCACGGGGAAGAAGGAGGAGGUCGAGUACUACUUCUCGGUUGUGGAUCAGGAUUCGGCAUUGGCGAGGGUGGAGCAGAGCAAGGAAGCCAUGCGUGCUAUGGUCAUACAGGAUUCCGAUGGCUCCGUUGAGUACCAAAAAGUUCGCUUGACUCCAUCUUGCUGGGCUGCCUACGCGAUGAAGAAGGCCAAAAGCGGUACUGACGGUGUUCGUACUGUGGAAUGGUAUACUUGGGAAAUCUCGAGGCUUCAGAAAAUGAAUGCCUUGCUCAGGACGCUGGAGGACCUUCCAGAGAAGGACACCAACAGCGUUCCCCAGAGUGAUACCAAAGUCAACGAGAGCCUUAAAACUGUAAUCAAGGCCUUUGUAGAAGCAAGCGACGCAUAUAAGAACACGGAGGCAAAGGAGGACGCGACACCUAAGGAGAAACAGGACGCUUUGAAGACUUACACCGACGCGAAAACGAAGAUGCAAGAGGAAAUGGAGAAGGCCAGUAACUCCGAGAUCCAGAGUCUCUCUAAACUCUCUGGAAAUGCUGAGGAGAAAGUGCGGCAGCAGCUGCGAGGCACAACUGGGCUUGCGCAACGAGAGAGGAUACAGAACGAGAACUUGAUCGCAACCUACAUAUCAGAUAGGGACGCUCUCAUGACUGAGAAAUCGAAGGGAAAGAAUGGGGUUGCGGAGGCUCUUGCUAACUCUGCAGAUAUUCCUAAACCCGCUCCCGAUCCUGCGUCGAACCAGCCGAAGGACAAAGCACUCGACUUCUUCACGCCCAUCAGUCUCGAUAUCUCUGCUUCUAGCUCUGAGGAUAAAGCGUCUUCAAGCGCUUCGGCUAUGUCGUUUGGGGCGAGCUAUAGCUAUGGCGUGUGGUCCCCGGUUAGUGCUAGUGUGGAGGGUAAACACUCAAAUGCGAACUCGAAGGCGGAGCACAGUAUGGCGAGUAACUCGUGCAAGAUAUCUUUUGAGUGUAUGAGGGUGGAUAUUACGCGGCCGUGGUUGAGGGCAGAGCUUUUUUAUGAUGCCGAUUUGACUGUUCCUCCUGGAGAGUUCAUCUCUCCUGGUGUCGGUCGCAUGCGGGAUUUGAUGGAAGCGAAAACUGGUCAAAGCCCGGCAGACCAUACUACGGAAAUGAGCCGAUACAGCACAUUCCCCAUGUAUCCUACUGCUUUCCUCCUGGCUUGCAAUGUCGUUCUGGAGAUUAGUGGUGAAACAACCCAUGUCCAGUCACAUUUCUCGUCAUCCUCGACAUCUGCAAAAGCAAGUGUUAGUUAUGGACCGUUCAAGGUGUCUGCCGAUUACUCUCACACGGAGUCUCAAGCGAGUACGAAAUGUGAGGCGACUUCUACCGGCUGUCGUAUUACGAUGAAAUCCCCACAGAUCAUUGGGUGGAUCUCUCAAAUGCUUCCGGCCCUCCCACGUCUGACACCUGAACAGCAACAAGCCAUUAUUGCGAAGCAAGAAGAGUUGAAAAAUGCGAAAUUGAAGGACGAUAUCAACAAAAUGGACGCAAAAAAGGAGGAUAACAAAGCCAAGGAGACAGAGGCGUAG